AUGGAUAGGAACACACCAUUACAGUUGACACCGUCCUUCACCGUGAAAGCUUUAACUCAUCUGUGUUCCCCAUAUUUGCUUCUCUCCUCACAGUCUUCCCACCGCUGCUCCAUCAUGUGGCAUCCCAUCUCGUGGACACCACGUGCCCAGUGGUCACCCAGGCACUUCAGGCUGGUCACUAUCUAUGUGCUGGUGCUCUUGGUGUCACUCAGCUUCGCUUCAGGACAGAGCCGGCCAUUUAAACAUCAGAUCGACAACAGAAGUCCCGAGAUCGAUCCUUUCUGGUACGUGGGCCGUGGUGUUCGCCCCAUCGGUCGGUUUGGGAAGAGGCAGCUGAGGAGCAGCCGUGGCAGCCUGAGGCCCGGGAGCAGGCACCUGGAUUUCAUCUUGAAUGCUUUGUGGGAGCAAAAAGUGUCGGACACAGAAGACAGUGACUGGUGA
Messenger RNA from Pterocles gutturalis (yellow-throated sandgrouse), 441 nucleotides. It is a transcript of the gene PRLH, whose product is annotated as prolactin releasing hormone. Bases 1 to 441 code for a protein of 146 amino acids. The record is from RefSeq and is a predicted model, not a curated record. Lineage: Eukaryota; Metazoa; Chordata; Aves; Pterocliformes; Pteroclidae. Gene Ontology annotation, molecular function: hormone activity. The transcript is spliced from 2 exons.